This is a messenger RNA of Linum trigynum, 351 nucleotides long. NCBI's taxonomy places the organism in Eukaryota, Viridiplantae, Streptophyta, Magnoliopsida, Malpighiales, Linaceae. The record is from the annotation of a GenBank genome assembly.
AUGUUCUCCAUUUCUCCUUCUCCAAUGAAUGGCGUGAUGAUCACAAACUCCCCCCAUAUUUCUCCUCCACCAACUGGCGACGUGGUCAUUGAAAAUAGCGGUGAAGGAGAAGACGUCAUCGAUCGCCAUCUCCUCACGGGGGACCAAAGACACAAAGCGGUUCGUCCAGGGCGAUGGCAAGGCAGGCGUCGGCGAGAGAAAAAGGGGCAUCGAUGGCAAUGGAGGAGGAAAUUAGUGGCAACAACAUUGAGAGACCGAGAGGGUCGCCAUCUGAUUAUUCAAAUCGGAAGCCAACAAGGCCAACGCCUUAAUUCAGCUUACGCCAUUGCUACCCCUCCACCUCAACAAUGA